Molecule: messenger RNA, 2449 nt
Organism: Misgurnus anguillicaudatus (oriental weatherfish)
Lineage: Eukaryota; Metazoa; Chordata; Actinopteri; Cypriniformes; Cobitidae
Source: RefSeq, a predicted model, not a curated record
GAGCUGUCACACCUUUCAGAUUAACGUCUAUGAGUUCAGAGUGAAAGAAAUGCUGAAAGGAAGAUUCAACGAGCGCAGAGUCCGUCUGUUGUGCUGUAGUAAACCGGUACUGAAACAAGACAACCUGUCGGCACUGUAGCUGACAACGUUUACAUCUAGCGGAUAAACACAACAGCAGCUUUAUAUGGCAAAGUUCCUCUCCGAGCUGCUUGGAUGUACACUGUCCGAAAAAGGCGCAUCUCCGAUGAUCGAGUGCAGAAGUCAGCCACAUAUUGGACUGAGGCAUGUCACCAAACAACGGCCUACCAUAUUUGGGACACUGAUUGAAAAACCGCUGGGGGAUCACAAUUCAGACAAAAUGCCUCAGACGCCACCGUUUCCAGUGGUGUAUGGGUCCAACAGCUACAACAAGAAUCUCUACCAGACCAAGGAAGAGGAGUAUGAAGGCCUGGAUUACCAUGACAACAACCUGGUGUCAGGGUCCUUGGAGGCUCUUAUUGAGCACUUGGUCCCUACUGUGGCAUACUAUCCUGAUAGGACAUAUAUCUUCACAUUCCUGCUCAGUUCUCGUCUCUUUAUUCAGCCAUAUGAGCUGAUGUCCAAAGUGUGCCAUUUGUGUGUGGACCAGCAGAGACUCAGUGAUCCUCAGGCUGAUAAGACGAGAGUCAGAAAAAUCGCUCCCAAGAUCCUGCAGCUGCUGAGCGAAUGGACAGAGACAUUUCCAUAUGACUUCAGGGAUGAGCGCAUGAUGAAGAGUCUAAAGGAACUAACACAUCGACUGAGCACUGGAGACGAACUUUAUCGUAAGACCGUUCAACAGAUGACGCAAGCAUUGAUCCGUAGUCUCACCACGCUCAGCCAGUAUGAGGAAGCCCUGGCCAAGAUCAACUCCUCUGUGACCGACAGACUAACUGUGCUGAAGACCAAACCUCAGUCUAUUCAAAGGGACAUACUGACCAUCUGCAGUGACCCUUUCACCCUGGCACAACAACUCACACACAUAGAACUGGAAAGACUGAGCUACAUCGGACCAGAGGAGUUUGUUCAGGCGUUUGCCCCAAAAGACCCCCUUGAUAACGGCAAGAGAUGUUUUACUGAUCGCAAGAAAGCAAGUAACCUUGAAGCCUAUGUGGAGUGGUUUAACAGGCUCAGCUACCUUGUGGCGACAGAGAUCUGCAUGCCUGUAAAGAAGAAACAUCGUGCACGAGUCAUCGAGUUCUUCAUUGACGUAGCGCGAGAGUGCUUCAACAUCGGCAACUUCAACUCGCUCAUGGCCAUCAUAACCGGAAUGAACAUGAGUCCAGUAUCACGGCUAAAAAAGACCUGGAGCAAAGUCAAAACCGCCAAAUUUGAUAUCCUAGAGCACCAAAUGGAUCCUUCAAGCAAUUUCUACAACUACAGAACAGCACUGCGUGGAGCCACUCAGAGAUCCAUUACUGCUCACAGUAGCAGAGAGAAGAUUGUUAUUCCCUUCUUUAGCCUCCUGAUUAAAGACAUCUACUUCCUCAACGAAGGAUGUGCCAACAGGCUUCCGAACGGACAUGUCAAUUUUGAGAAAUUCUGGGAGCUGGCCAAACAAGUGACGGAAUUCAUGACGUGGAAGAAGGUUGAAUGUCCUUUUGAGAGAGACCGCAAGAUUCUGCAGUAUCUUCUGACAGCACCAGUCUUCAGUGAAGAUGCUUUGUAUCUGGCGUCGUAUGAAAGCGAAGGACCGGAGAACAACAUGGAGAAGGACAGAUGGAAAUCUCUCAGGUCAACCUUGCUAAACAGGACAUAAAGGAGUCAUGUGAAGAGCUGAAAAUCAAGUGAACCUCAAGCAAGCUGUGUCCCCCUUUUGACCCCUCCAAAAGUGAGAAGUAUCCCUGUUUUGUAAGGGAGACGACAAUCCGUAUUUUGCAGAACGUUGCAUUUUUACGUUGGAAAGAGCUGCAUCUUUUUACAAGGCCCUACUCUUUCAUACUGGAUAUUUCAGGCUUUUUCAUCUCUUUGUGCAGAUUUUAUAUUUCUUUUCUUUCUAAAAUGAAGAAUUUAAAUGAACUGAACGAUGUCUUUCGACUACAGAUCAAUUAUAACUUUGCUGUUCAGAAGUGCUCUAGAUGAUGGUCAAUGCGAACAGCCCCCAAACAUUUUUGAAGUGUCUUUCUUCUCUAUUGACUCUGUGAGUAUGCCGCUGGCUGGCAAACUCAUUUGGAUGAAGUUGGAAAAGAUAUAACCAGCAUUAUUGUACUGGGUUUCAGUACUGUGUAUUUUUCUUGUACCUAAAACAUUAAUUUAAGUAUAGAUUUAUGUUGUCACUAUUUUUUUGGAUAUUGUGUUUGUCAGUUUUUUAUGCAUAUGACAUAAGUAAUGCAUUGCUCUAACCUCUGUGAGUGACGAUUUAUGCGUGUGUGAACCUAUCAUGGGUUGCUAAAUGCACUGGAUGCUUUUGUGAAUAAAGUCGUCAAAUUAU